UGAAAUAAUAUUAUUAAAUACAUAACCUUAUUUACCUGAACUCUUAAGAUUAAAUAGAAUUUUAAUAAUACUACAAAUUAAAUUAGUAAGAUACUAAUUUAUUCGAGGAGAUGCAGAUUUUCGUUAAGUGCGAGUCGGAAGGAAGCGUACCGGAAUGGGCAUUAGUCGAACUGCAGGGUCUCAUUCAAAUGAAGGAGGAGAAACGAAACGGACCUACUGUAGUCGGCGACUUACAUUACUUCAAUAGGAGCCGUCACCCGGUGCUCGUGCUCGGCCACCACGUGCUCAAUGGGAAGGAGGUUAAGCUGGAGCAGGCGAUGGCCGUCAUGGAAAAAGUAAACGAAGAAGACAAAGUCUCUUACAGAGUAAAGGCCAUUGUUAAGAAAAAACUUUUAUUUAAAUCGAGACCAAAACCUAUAAUUUCUAAUGUAAGUGAAAGAGUGUAAUGUUAAAUAAAUAUGUAUUAAAAGUCA
Messenger RNA from Vanessa tameamea, 473 nucleotides. RefSeq lists its product as uncharacterized. The coding region runs from base 111 to 446 and encodes 111 amino acids. Gene Ontology annotation, cellular component: Ctf18 RFC-like complex. NCBI's taxonomy places the organism in Eukaryota, Metazoa, Arthropoda, Insecta, Lepidoptera, Nymphalidae. The record is from RefSeq and is a predicted model, not a curated record. Gene Ontology annotation, biological process: mitotic sister chromatid cohesion. The transcript has 2 exons.